Drosophila elegans is the source of this 2637-nucleotide messenger RNA. RefSeq names its product relaxin receptor 2 (gene Lgr4). NCBI's taxonomy places the organism in Eukaryota, Metazoa, Arthropoda, Insecta, Diptera, Drosophilidae. Gene Ontology annotation, biological process: G protein-coupled receptor signaling pathway. Gene Ontology annotation, molecular function: G protein-coupled receptor activity; protein binding. Bases 199 to 2637 code for a protein of 812 amino acids. Gene Ontology annotation, cellular component: membrane. The record is from RefSeq and is a predicted model, not a curated record. The transcript has 18 exons.
CGCGCGGUGCUGCGGACCAAAAAUCGUUUCGGUUCGGCCAUGUCCAGUGGAUCUAUAUAAAUACAUCUAUAUCUUCGGAUCGGAUCCCCGGAACGAUCUCACAUCGAAGUGCGGCGAAGUUCUAUUUUUUUUCCUGUGCUAUAAUUAAAUAUUGUUUAUUGCCCGAUUAAAACGGUGGCAGAGAGGAGAACUCCCUGGAUGUCAAUAGUGAUCAUGCAUCGCCUGUCCAUCACUAUGGCUUUGUCCAUCCUGCUCGCACUCGCUUUAACGGUGGCUGAAGGAGCCGAGGGAGUGGAAGGGAUGGCAACAGAAACAACGCGAACUGGAAUCGGAACAAAACCGGAAGCGGAAGUGGAAAUGGAUGUGGUGGCCGCCCAAGAGUCGGAAGCGGCUGUUCGCGGGGUUAUUUCGCUGCUGGGCGUGGGCGAUGCCAUCGAAUCCGUAAUCUUGGCCCCCGAUUCCGGCGACAAGUGUCCUGGGGGCUACUUCCACUGCAACACCACGGCACAGUGUGUGCCCCAGCGGGCCAAUUGCGACGGCAGCGUCGACUGUGACGACGGCUCGGACGAGAUGAACUGCGUGAACGAGGUGGACGCCAAGUACUGGGACCACCUGUACAGGAAACAGCCCUUCGGCAGACACGACAACCUCCGGAUUGGCGAGUGCUUGUGGCCCAACGAGAAUUUCAGCUGUCCUUGUCGAGGUGAUGAAAUUCUUUGCCGAUUUCAACAACUGACCAUUAUACCAGGACGACUACCACAGACCGAUUUGGCAACGCUCGAUCUAACGGGCAACAAUUUUGAGACCAUUCAUGAGGCCUUCUUUAGUGAACUUCCAAACGUGGAGAGCUUAGUGCUGAAGUUCUGCUCGAUUCGCGAGAUAGCCUCGCAUGCAUUCGAUCGCCUGGCGGACAAUCCACUGAGGACCCUCUAUAUGGACGAUAAUAAACUACCGCAUCUGCCGGAACACUUCUUCCCCGAGGGCAAUCAAUUGAGGAUUCUAAUUUUGGCACGCAACCACCUGCACAGCCUGAAACGGAGUAAUUUUCGGAAUCUACAGCAUCUGCAGGAGCUGGACCUGCGCGGUAAUCGCAUUGGGACCUUUGAAGCUGAGGUGUUUGCCAAUCUACCGAACUUGGAAGUGCUCUAUCUCAAUGAGAAUCACUUAAAGCAACUGGAUGCGGAAAGGUUUCCUAGAACCCUGCUUAACCUGCACACUUUGUCCCUGGCUCACAACCAGAUCGAGGACAUUGCCGCCAACACUUUUCCCUUUCCACGCCUUCGAUACUUAUUUCUGGCUGGCAAUCGAUUAUCCCACAUACGUGAUGAAACCUUCUGCAAUCUCAGCAAUCUACAAGGACUGCACUUGAACGAGAACCGCAUCGAGGGAUUCGACCUGGACGCCUUCGCCUGCUUGGAGAAUUUGAGCUCCCUGCUGCUAACGGGCAAUCGCUUCCAGACCCUCGAUCCGCGGGUGCUAAAGAACCUGAGCAGCCUGGAUUAUAUUUACUUCUCGUGGUUCCAUUUGUGUAGCGCCGCCAUGAAUGUGCGCGUAUGUGAUCCCCAUGGCGAUGGCAUCAGCAGCAAGCUGCAUCUCCUGGACAAUCAGAUACUACGAGGCAGUGUUUGGGUGAUGGCCUCAAUUGCCGUGGUGGGCAACCUAUUGGUCCUGCUCGGGCGCUACUUCUACAAGUCGCGGAGCAAUGUGGAGCACUCGCUGUACCUGCGCCAUUUGGCCGCCAGUGACUUCCUCAUGGGCAUUUACCUAACGUUGAUUGCCUGUGCGGACAUUAGCUUCCGCGGCGAGUACAUUAAAUACGAGGAGGCCUGGCGCCACAGCGGAGUCUGUGCCUUCGCAGGCUUCCUCAGCACCUUCAGCUGCCAGUCGUCGACGCUGCUACUUACACUGGUCACUUGGGAUCGUCUGAUGUCUGUGACAAGGCCGCUCAAGCCCCGGGAUACGGAAAAAGUUCGAAUUGUCCUGCGCCUGUUACUCUUGUGGGGCAUUAGUUUCGGAUUGGCUGCUGCUCCACUUCUGCCCAAUCCUUACUUUGGGAACCACUUUUACGGCAACAAUGGUGUCUGCUUAUCGCUGCAUAUCCACGAUCCCUAUGCGAAGGGCUGGGAGUAUUCGGCGCUACUGUUCAUAUUCGUCAAUACAUUGUCAUUGGUUUUUAUUCUGUUUUCCUACAUAAGGAUGUUGCAGGCGAUACGGGAUUCAGGUGGCGGAAUGAGGAGCACUCACAGCGGUCGAGAGAACGUGGUAGCCACUCGCUUUGCUAUCAUUGUGACCACCGAUUGCGCCUGCUGGCUGCCCAUAAUUGUGGUUAAAGUGGCUGCCCUCUCAGGAUGUGAGAUCUCACCCGAUCUGUAUGCCUGGCUGGCGGUACUUGUGCUGCCCGUGAACUCGGCCCUCAAUCCGGUGCUCUACACGUUGACCACGGCGGCCUUCAAGCAGCAGCUGCGCCGGUACUGCCACUCACUGCCGAGCUGCUCGAUGGUGAACAACGAGACCCGAUCCCAGACCCAGACCGCCUACGAAUCCGGUCUAAGUGUCAGCCUGGCCCACGUGGGCGGCGCUUUGGGCGGCGGAUCAGGGCGAAAGCGGCCGUCCCAUCGGCAGAUGAGCUAUCUGUAA